UACAUUAGACAAGCAACAUGGAAGUCCUACCGUCUAUGGAACACAGCUGAGGGACAGUUUAUGUCGGGAAUGUGGAGAUGAAUUGGUGUCCGACAUUUCGAUUUAGAGAACAAGUGACCGAAAUCAAACGAUUAUGCCAUCCUACUUAUGGACAAUUCUCUAUAUAAUUAUCAUAAUAUGGCUGAUUACAAGUAUUCUGGCAUAUCUGAUCCAAUGGCUGCUACAACACUACGCUGGGGUCUCGGUCAAGAUUGGACGCACAGGGAUAUUCAGCUGCAGAAAAGUACAGAUCCUAGUCAAGAAGGGCCUUAAAUUGGAAAUAGAAAAGGCAUGGCUGUCAAGUUGCUUUGUAAACCAGGAACAGCGGAAGCCCCUCGUGAUCUGUAUCAGCGAUAUUCGAAUCCAAGCAGAUGUACGAAAGGAUGGCCAGUUUCCGACGGACAAUUCCGCCUUUUCUGGCUCCACUCAAGCCAAUCAACGACAUCCCAAGAAAGUAACCCUACCUAAAAUAGCCUACUACUUACAGUACAUAGGUCUGAGGGUGAACAACCUGACCCUGAUGUUGCUAAACACCAUGAUUCCCGACUGCCUGGUCCACGCCGAGGGCCAGAGCCUCUCUCUAGAUAUAUCCAUGGUCAACCAGUGUUAUGACUUGACCAUGGACGUUGUUGGGAUUAGCUGUCGUGCACUCCGAAGUGUUUCAGAGGAACAACAGCAGACAGAGCCGUGUCUUGCGGAGAUGUCUUUAAGUACAUUUGUACAUCUACAGGCUCACAAGGACAACAUCAAACAAUUCAAGAUGAUACGAGUUCUAAUGAGCAAGCCACAAGCUAAGAUGACAGAAGCUUUAUUCUCCAGCAUUCAGGCCAUGAGGACAACAUCAGCUUUACAGACAGAAAACAACCGUGAAAACACAGAUAACAUCACCAACACUCGUUCAACUUUCAAUUUUGAUUUAAUCCCACAGGAGAUUGGUCUAGAUGUCACGGAUUUGGAUGUGAAGAUUGUCAGACAAAACAUUCAGAGGACAUUAUCAGUCGGACUGAGAAACUUCCACAUGGAGUUUCAGAACAACACCAAUACCUCGGAAGAGGAGCAGAGUAUAUGUGGCCUAUUGGUGGAGGAUUUCCAUACCGAGUCUCCACAAGCUAGGUUUGCUGCUUUGUUGAAGUCUAAUAUCAAGGUGGAAUUAAAUAAGUACAAGGUUGUGUCGGACGUAGCUGUCCAGGGCGCUUUCUUCCACUACCAUCAUGAGGAGAUCCAGUACUGGUCGUCGAUAGUAACACGAGUAUCUGAUACUCUCCCUAGUACUGACACCCAAAUCCGACCGAGUAGAACGUCAUCCUCCUCACCUCUCAAAUCUAUGGCCAUUGACUACUGUCGGAGACGCAGGCUUUGCCUCUCUGUAUCUUUGACUGAAUUGUCAUCGUCUGUCUCCUCUGCAGCCUGUUCAGGGCUGCAUCUUGGUGUCCAGUCAGCCAAGGUGGAGUCUGUCAUUGAGCCAUCUGUAACAACGGAGUCCCCUGACCUGCAUUGGCUGGACAAUGUAUCCUGUAAGGUUGAGGUCCAGACGGUCAGUUGUCAACACAUGGACGCUCGAGUAACCAUGGACCGUCUCCAUAACAAAAUUCACUUCUGGGACCAUCCUUUAUAUAUUGGGACUUUCUAUCUCAAGGGUAACAAAAGGUGUGGAGAUCUGACAUUGGAUGCUGAUUUGUGCAAUACUCAUAUAGAGUGGUCUACCCUGACUGUGAACACUGUCUUACACUUCCUGGGAUCACUGUUAUGGAAACAGCAAUCCCGUGCUAGUCCUGUUACCAUGCCAGCUGAUCAAAGGGAGAGAACUUUAAAUAUACCACCGUCCAAUCUACAGCCACCUGAGAACCAAAUAUCUGUGAAGAUGUGUGUGUCUAAUGUGAAUGUGUUUUUAUGUAAUAACCACAAAGUGUGUCUGAUGUCAAGGAUAGAUGCAAUUGACAUUGAUCUCAACAACCAAACUAACUGUGUAACUCUGGAGGGCUGUAAGGUUAUAUAUGUCUCUCAAGUAGACAAGUCUAUGUCGCUAGUUCAGGCCAGCCAGCUACGCAAUCCAGCCAUCCAUGUUCAAGAGGUCAGGGUCACACACAAUCGGGAUCAGAGGGAAAUACAUGUGCGUAUUCUGAAGACUUUGUCAUGUGAGUGGAGGACCUGUCAUCACAUGUGUCUGAUACAGGGAUUGGAGGACGUCAAGGAAAUCAAAUCACGUUACCAAGCCUACCGUCCUGAUGUGGUAGAUAGGCAAAACGACAGUUACACCUCCCAACACAGCCUCAAGGUCAAUGUCAUACUGAAGGCCACUUCAUCCUUCACCCUCUGUCUCUCUGAGGAGCACAGAGUGACCAUUGUACCGGUGGGUUUCAUCAUGACCCAGUCGGAGGAGGACACGUUGAUGGAGGUGGAGCGGUUUACAGUCAACUGUGAUGAACAUCAGGUCAUUGUGUUAGAGGGUACAAUGAUGGGAACGCUAUCCAAGUACCACCUUCAUGAGGGCAGGCAGAAUGUAGGCAGCCUCAAAUGUCCCACAAACAGGGCAUGGCAUGUUUUGUUCAACAGCUUUGAUAUUGUGUUCCCCUACAAAUACAACUUUGCAAAAUGCUUUGAGGAGUUUGUGAAUUUGUGGAAAUGGUGGAAGUUGGUCCACAAGGUGAAGAAGAAGCCAUUCACUGAGGAGAGUUUACUACCUCCAGACCUACAGAUCAAAGUCAAGAGGUUCCAAGUACAGCUCAGUGAUGACCCAUUCGAGGUGAAGCUAGGCGACAAUUUUGAGCUGAUGAAAGAUGAAUGUUACGAAUACUUCAAGAGAAAGGCUGUCAUGGAACAGAAGGUCUAUAACCUGCGCCGUACCCACGGCUUCAUACCAGCGGACCGUGUACAGGAAUUAUUUGACUCCCUAGACAAGAAAAGCAGUGACAUCUACCUUCAGCGAUCUCGCCUGCUGUACAAGAAAACACCCAUGAGAACGAAGCUGUUCACCUGGCUGAUGGAGGAUGUUGAGAUACUGGCCUACGCUGACAAGUCGUUCCAUGGGAAGGAGAAUGUCGUCAAACAUAUGAGGGACAUUGACAAUCAGAGCCCCUACCCUGAAGAAGGCCAAGAGUUCAUGACCCUUUGGUGUCGCUAUGUGAACUUCAACCUCAGUCUGUGGAAGGUGAUGAUGCGUGACUACCCUCAUCCUAUGCUGGAGGUCAAGGACAUUGGGCUGUGGGGUCGACUAAUUGGGGCAGAGCAGGAUGGUAGUAGGAGAGCCAAAAGGAAGUGUGUGGUAGAGGUGGAGGACCCCUGGGGAAACAUGGAAGUAGAGAGGAACCUACCGACCCUCAAGUUCUACCACGACUUCAGCUGUGAUGUUAAGAGCUGGGUGAUGGCCUAUGGAGCCUGCUGGGAACCUGCUAUAGCACAGUAUAACCUUAGCCUUGAACUCAUCAACAAACCCUCGAUUGACCCCAGCCGACCCCUGCCAAUCUGGGACAAGAUCCGCCUCCUUCUGCAUGGCCGCUUUUUUAUGUCCGUGGAGCAAAUGAGCUGGCUCUACCAUGCCUCCUUUGACCCCUACAACACCACUGAGUUCAUGGACUGGUCCUGGUCCAAAGUCUGUAUCGAUUGGACCAAUGCCAAUUUUGUCCUGCUGGGAGACUUUGACAUUUCUUCAAGAACUACAUCCAAGUAUGAUGAUUGUAAAUUACUGAAUCUUCCCAACCUCAAACUUUGUUACAAGCUGGAGUGGCUAUGCCAUGGAGAUCCCAAUGACCACCAUGCUGUGAUGCCCUGUGCCCCGGACAAAGUACCGGACUUCUCACAUGAAGAGCAUGACUCUUUCCGAGCAUUCCGAUCCAAGAAUCUGAACCUGUCUCUAUCCCUGGACACAAAACCCCUGAGGGAGAACACCCUCAAUGUUCCCAGUUGUCUAUUCUAUGCCAGCACCCUCAGAUUUCUGGACAAAAUCAAGAUGUGUUUUGCGAGCGUCACUCGCCCCAUCCGUCGAGGGUCCUACUUCGAUACUAUACGGCCUCGCAAACCACAGCUGACCCGGCACUACAAAACAAUCAAGAUGUCUGUGAACCUACACAGGUUCAACAUCUGUUACUGGAUGUCGUUCAGUAAACAGCUAGGAUCAGAGCUCCUGGCCGAAUCCUUUGUGCUGUCAGUCUGUAAUGAUCUGACCUUCACCCCGGUAGAGGACGGGCUGUUCCACCGACCUUGCGCAACGUGGAGUGUACGAUAUCUUCAUUGCCAGCUGACUGGUGCUAAGACCUGGCUGUGCAGUGCCAGGAGGGAGACGGAGGACCAGGAAAAAAUCUAUGUGUUCCAGCGCAAGGUUUUGAAUGUGUCCCUCCGUAAUCCAGUUGAUAAGAACUUCUUCCUGAGUGUUGGCAGAGUUUCCUACCAAAGGGGAGACAACACCAGUACAUCAUAUGAGGAGGAGGAAGAGGAGGAGGAUGACACCGAGAAACAAUUUGAUAAGUCGACCCACAAUGUACAAGUGCAUGACCUAAAGGGGGCGUGGACCAAACACAACCGCACUGUCUUACUGGGCGUACUCGACAGCUACACCAAGGCUCAGUCACUCAAGCGAAACCUCUCUGCUGAUGCACUCAAAAAGUUCAAGGUUGACGGAGGUCAAGGUUCAAAUAAAACGAGGUCCAUGUCCCUUACAGCAGGUGCCCCAGGAUCCCCUACUACUCCCAACCCCAGCCCAGGGAUGAAGCUCACCGGCGGACACACCCACUCACUUCUGAUGAAGCUGGUGUCAGAGUCCGAUAGCAAAUCUGUUGCAUUUACAGAGGAGCCGUCCAGUGUGAACAUGGACCAGCUACAUGGUGUGGCCGCCUGCCAAACAGAUGAUGUCUACUGCAAAAACUGGCUAAUUGAACUACACAACAGCCAGAUGAUGGUGAAGGGAUGCGAGACGUCGGGGUAUGUGAUCGUGAGUGCUGCCAAGGCCCAGAUCGUAUCCUGUACUCACCACCCAGUGUGGCAGGACAAUCAGCUCCGCAGCAAGACCUCCUGGGUCACUUCUGUGGAAUGUAUGCAGUACUAUGCCACGGUUGACCCAGACAAUGACCUAGAUGAUGACACUAUGGCCUGGCUACAACCGGAGAAUGUGGAAGACCGCUCCGAGCCUGAACUGUCAGGGAUGUCAGAGAUGGUUGGGAGUGGCAGCAGUGUUGGAGGUGUGGUCUACAGCAAAGUGGGUGGGACCAAACAGAAGAAGUCUCAUCAAAAGCCAGCAGUACAGCUACAGAGAAUCAUCUCCAGGUGUAAAUGUCAGGUGUUCUUUGCCAGCUAUGGCGAGGUGGAUGAUGAAACACUUCCGGAAAUACCACCGCCACCAUCCGAGGAUUCCUCCGACAUGAUGUCUAGGGAAGAAGGAGUUGACUGCUUUACACUGCUUCACCACGAUCUCAACAUCUGUACCAACUCUCUGCAGUAUGCCAUGAUACUUGAUAUUGUGAACAAUCUACUUCUACAUGUGGAGAAAACUAAAAAGGAAACAACAGAGAAACUUCAGAGUAUGAGGUUCCAGUUACAGCUGUCACGGGAGGAGGACCAGAAGACACCCAUACAACAAAUACAGGAGUUUGUCAGAGAGAAUGUAUUGACACUGCGAAGGCUGGAGAGGGAAUUGUACCUGAUAGAUAAGGAGCUGGAGGAUAACGAAGAGCCCAGUCUGUUGGAGCAAUCAGAUAAACUGGAGAUGAUGCUGUAUGACUGUAAGGAACGAAUCAACUCCUCCAAUGAAGAGCUGUCACUCAGGAUUAGCUGUUUGAAGGAGAGUCAGCUGCAAGUCAAGUCACAGAUGAAAACCACUAAAACCCACCAGGCCAGGGUAGACAAGAGACAUGAGGUGUGCUUCAAGUUUGCGCGCUGGAGACUGACCGAAGCCGAUGGUCAGCUAGGGGUCACAGACCUGGCACUCCGAAAUUUUGUGUACACCAAGGUGAACAGAGACAACGACACGUGGACCCAUCAGCUGGAGCUAGGCUGGAUAAAGAUGACCAAUCUCCUCCCCAACGCUAUAUACAAGGAUGUGAUAGUGCCCCUACACCCUACCGGGAAGGAGGAAAGUGACAACCGUCAGAUGGCCAUCAGAAUCUUGUGUAGUGAGAGACCACCAGUGGGAGGAAUAGCGGUGAAGGAACACUUUGAGGUCAACGUUGUACCCAUGCAGAUCCAACUCACCCACCAUUUCUUCAAAACUAUGAUGACGUUUUUCUUCCCGGACAAGAACAUUGAUGAGGAUACCCAUGAUGAUGUAUCUGAUGGUGGGGCCUCGUCUAAGAAGAAGCUUGACCGUAAACCCUCCGCCAAAAAGGAGAAGGACUCACUGAAAAAGUCUGCUUCAUUUAGCUCUGGAAACGAUAUUGACAAAAUGAAGGAGCGAGCAGCUAAGAACAACACAUUCCUGUACAUCAAGAUACCGGAGGUGUCUUUACGAGUGAGCUACAAGGGUAUGAAGGAAAAAAACCUGAAAGACAUCCAUGAUUUCAAUCUGGUACUGCCCACCCUAGAAUAUCACAACCAAAUAUGGACCUGGUAUGACCUUCUAAUGCAGAUGCAAGGUGACAGUAAAAGAGUGGUGCUUUCUCAGGCAAUCAAACAAAAACUUCACAUGAGAGCUCGUGCAGGGGAGGAAACUCCCCUAACAGAUGUACAACAGGAGGAGGAUAAAAUGAAGAUGCUACUUGGUGCUAAACUUCUUUCUGGAAAGGAUAAACCCACAAAGAAAACUAUAUUUGGAAAAACAACAAAAGAGUGAUGAGCUUCAAUGAAAAAGAAGCUUAGAAGAGAAAUCAAGUUAGUUGAUACCAAAACAUAGUCAAUGAGUUAGCAGUGUACAGAACCUGUAGGUAGCGGUAGUUGAUGAGUUAGCAGUGUACAGAACCUGUAGGUAGCUGUAGUUGAUGGAGUAUAUUUAUUUCCGUGUUGGUGCUAAAAUGUCAGACUUUACCUGUGAUCAAUGUUGAAGACUUUUUUCUUAUCAGUGAUAUAUUUUGCUUUAGUUUUACAGACAAAUACAGACUGCUUCAUCUUGGGGAAAAAAUGCAUUUUUCACAAAUGAAGAAAAAGCACAGAACAUCUCGGUUUUCAUUAUUUAAUGCUAUAUUCUUUGAUUCAUUCAGAAACAGGCUGUUGUAAAAUUAAGUGUGUGUUGGUUAUGAAUCAGGAAAUCAAUUGUUUUAAAUCCAAAAGGAAUUACUAGAUAUAUAUUGUAGCUGUUUUUUCAGUGCAUAAAUGUUACAUUCAUGAAGUCCGUCAAUCACACACUCUAUUCACAAUGAGGGUAUGAACCAUUUUCAUAUUAUUUUGUUUUGAAAAAUGUGUUCUUUUGAAAAUCAUACAGUCCAGAUAAUGCAUCUGUCACAAAAUACUCUUUUAACGGUUUGUAAUAAUAACAAGUUGUUACAUUUCAUAUAGAUUAUAAGUGAUUACUUUGUAAUAUAUAUUGAUAACAAGUUACAUGAUUGUAUCACUAUGUAGUUUGUGUACUGAUUAUAAGUUAUUACUUUGUAUGUUGAUAAACAAUUAUUCGUUUGUACAUGACAAUUUUGUUAAGAACUUGGAUUUUUUAUACUCAAGGUUAUAUGCUACAUUUUUGUGAUAUGUAUCUUCUUUCCAAAUGUGUAUCCCACAAAAACACUUGUAAAAUUUGUUGUAAAAUGGUAAAUUGGGACUUCAAAAAUAGUUACUAGAUCAAUAGCAUAUUUGAGAGGUACAGAAUAAUUGAUUAUGCAUUUGAGUCGUACACAAGAAUGUAUAACACAUUAUAGAAUUUCACAAGAAUAGAUGACACAUUGAAAGGAACACAAAAAAUCUUGACACAUUUCAGAACUACACAAGAAUUCAUGACACAUUUAAAAAGUAAUUUAUGAUACAUUUUAGAAUUACACAAGAAUUGAUGACACAUUGAGAGGUACACAAGAAUUUAUGUCACAUUUGAAAAUUACACAAGAAUUGAUGACACAUUAGAAAGGUACACAAGAAUUCAUUACACAUUUGAGAAGUACACAAGAAAUGAUGACACAUUUGAAAAGUGCAUUUUGUAACUCCCAGGCAAUUUUGAAUUAGGGAGGUUACUUAUCCAAAUCAUAGAUACAAUAUAUCAUAUGUCAGGUAGCAUAUAGCCAUAACAAGUCCCAUGAGAUAUGUCCUCCAACUGUGAUACUGGUUUGUGUAUUAUAUAAGUAUGUGUCUUUAUAUUUAAAUUAACACUCUAAGUGUCUAUUGCAACAUAUUUUCACAUUAUGUUUUAAAUUUGUCUUUCUGUCCAAACUAAAACAUUUCAUGAAUUUUAAUUUUGUGAACCCAUGAAUUAAAGAAUGUGUUUAUGAUGUUAACGUCUAUGUGAGGCUCUGACAUGUGUUUUUAUAAGGGAGGAACCGAUCAUGUGAAUCCAGGCAUGAUUUAGUACUAAGUUAUUUUCUGUUUAGUAGUUAUCAUAUUUUAUCAUUUCUAAAUUAUGAUGAUCGAAAGCACAAAAAUAUGAAUACCACUUAAAUACUUACAUUAACUUGGUUAAUUUCCAUCUCUAAUAAUGCCUAGUACAGCUGUAAUUCACAUCUCACAAUCUUGUUUACAAUCUUGACAUAAAAUCAGUUAAUAAUCAUAUUUGACAGUUGUAGUAUACAUGUUAAGUUCAAAUAUGAUGUAGGUACCUGAAAAGAUACCUUAUGGUAUUGACAAAAUAAAUGAUGUUGAAUGUAUUAUGUGGGCAAUUGUGCUUUAUUAAUAAUUGCAAGUAGCAUAUUUAUAAUUUUUAUUACUCUUCGCAAAGUGUCAAGUCAUUACUCAUCAUAUAGCGAUUUCUCAUAGGAAAAUAUUGACCUUGAACUUCAGCAAGUUAAAAUAAUUUGCCGCCAUUGAUUAGGAAGAAAUUCUUAAGUAUUGAUUUUAAAUGCAAAUUGAAAGCAGUUUGGUGUAAUUUAUAAUUGUUUGAUUGUGGUAAUUGUUCUGUAGAGUGGGUACAUUUUAAAGAACUAGUAUAUUUAUUACAUGUGCAUAUAUUUGAGAAGGUAGGCGAUUCAUCAGAUACAGGUAUAUUUAUUGUAAACAUUUCUGAAUGUAUAUUUUAUUGUGAGAGUAUAUUUGAUGUAAAUGUUGUGUGUAUUUAUUUGUUUUGGGAUAAUGCAAUGUUAAUGAGUUGUUCAGGGCUAAUUAAUAUUUGUUACUAAAUACAAAACCUAGUCGCUUACAAAGAAUAAAACAAUUGACAGGU
Mizuhopecten yessoensis (Yesso scallop) is the source of this 9253-nucleotide messenger RNA. Its product is annotated as protein KIAA0100-like. Bases 134 to 6796 code for a protein of 2220 amino acids. The transcript is spliced from 58 exons. The record is from RefSeq and is a predicted model, not a curated record. Lineage: Eukaryota; Metazoa; Mollusca; Bivalvia; Pectinida; Pectinidae.